AUGAACACUCCGCAUACAUCACAAAGCCUCCUUUUGGAUCAUGCUGAAUCCUUGCAACCAUUGCCAAGUACUACCUCUGUUGAAGAAGUUGAGAGGAGGGCACAUGUUGCUUCUGUCGAAUCUAUUGACUUCGACUUCUAUGAGAGUGAGCAAGGCUUGGCAGUCACCGCGACAAAACGGAAGCGAAUUGUUCAAGCAGUUGCAAAGUGGAUAGCAAUCGCAAUCAUUGGUGUGGCAACUGGUUCUGUGGCAUCUGGUAUUGAUUAUGGUAUCGUCCGGCUCACAGAAAUGCGAUUUGGCCUCAUGAGAACCCUUGUUAGACAUGGCCUUAGUUCCACACUGCUUGUUCUGGCAAACAUGGCAAUAUGUACAAGUUUGGCUGGAAUUGCAGGAGCUUUGGUUUGCUUUGUUUCACCGUUGGCGGCAGGCAGUGGCAUUCCAGAGGUGAAAUGUAGGCUGAACGGAUUGGACCUUCCUUUAGUAGUGAAGCCACAGACGUUAUUGGCUAAAGCUUGUGGGGUGCUUUUCAGUGUUUCAGCUGGCUUGCCUUGUGGCAAAGAGGGCCCCAUGAUCCAUAGCGGCUCGAUCAUUGGUGCUCUUCUCUCAAAAGCGUUACAACUUUAUGAGCUGCUGCUUUUUCCGGAUCGUGAUGAACGAGAUCUCAUUGCUGCUGGUGGCGCUGCAGGUGUCUCUUCUGCCUUUGGUGCUCCAGUCGGAGGCGUUCUAUUUGCCUUAGAAGAGGGUGCAUCAUUUUGGAGCCCGCAAGUUCUGCUGCAAGCACUCUUUUGCUCUUCGGUGUCGGCACUGACCUUGAAUUUCUUCCUUGGAGGCUUUGACUCGUUGGGGUUUGGCACGUUGGGGGCAUUGGGAGUGCUGACCUUCGGCAGCUACUUCCAAAGUGACGCAACAAGCUACCGAAUAUGGGAACUGCCAUUUUUCUUUGGUGUUGGAAUACUUGGAGGUUUGGUUGGGGCGACCUUCAAUGCCCUCAACGUUCCAUUGACAAUUUGGCGACAGUGGUGCGUUGGUGCAGGCGGAACGAGACGCUUCUUUGAAGUCAUGACAGUGACAGCAGUGAUUUCAACUGCGUUUGUUUUUUUGCCUGCGGUGAUGCGCCAAUGCGUAGUUCCUGAUGUGAUAUCGGACCAACACGGGGACUUGAAGUUGAUUUGCGAUGCCAGUAGCGAAUCACGGCAAAACAGCAUUGAAUCUGCAUUGGGUUUAUUUAUGACUCCCAGCGAGGAUGCCAUCAAAGUGUUAUUCCAUGAUCCUGCGGCGUUUCAUCCGCUGUAUUUGGCUUUAUUUGCAGCAUUGUAUUUUUUCAUGGCAUGCUGGACUUAUGGAUUGGGAGUUCCAAGCGGAUUGUUCGUACCAUCUUUGUUGACGGGAGCUGCUCUUGGCCGUCUUUUGGGCGAAGGCCUCCAAGCGGUUUGUUCGAGGGGCCAAGGCGGCCCAGGCCUUCAUGUGUCUUCCCCUGGAGUCUAUGCUUUGGUUGGGGCAGCAGCAAGCCUUGGUGGCAUGGCUCGCAUCACCAUUUCUUUGGCUGUGAUUCUGGUCGAAGCAACUGGAAAUACACAAUUCAGUAUUCCAAUCAUUUUCGCUGUCUUGACCUCGAAAGCUGUUGGUGAUUGCUUCAAUCGUGGAAUAUACGACAUUCACAUUCACUUGAAGAAACUACCUUUUUUGGAGGCGCCCACAGAAGUUGAAUGUCAUAAGCAGCUCGUGUCCAGUGUAAUGACCCAAGAUGUCCGAACAGUAUUUCCCGUGGAAAGUGUUGCUCGGCUCAAAGAUUUGCUGGGAAGAAACUCCCACGGCGCCUUUCCAGUGGUCGAUUCCUCGAGCUCCUUCCGAUUUCAAGGGAUGCUCAGCCGUUCUGCUUUGCAGUCUGCUUUGCAGGCUCAAGUGGGUCUAGAGUCUUUUCAAGGAAGAGUCCUCCAGGGAUCGAAUGAUGGGAUGCAUUGCGACCAAAUGAUUGAAUUGAAAUCAUGGAUUAGUCCAGCAGCAUUCUCCAUCUCUAACACUGCCACUGUUCGCCGUAGUUUUGAUCUCUUUCGCACCAUGGGACUACGCCACUUGCCGGUGGUUGACAGUACGGGUACUUUGUGUGGAAUCGUCACACGAAAAGACCUUGCCGAGCACUGCACGCAUGAUUAG
Molecule: messenger RNA, 2154 nt
Organism: Durusdinium trenchii
Lineage: Eukaryota; Dinophyceae; Suessiales; Symbiodiniaceae
Source: the annotation of a GenBank genome assembly